Parnassius mnemosyne (clouded apollo) is the source of this 555-nucleotide messenger RNA. NCBI's taxonomy places the organism in Eukaryota, Metazoa, Arthropoda, Insecta, Lepidoptera, Papilionidae. The record is from the annotation of a GenBank genome assembly.
AUGCAAAAAAAUGGUUUCCCAUUGACUAUUGAUGACGUCAGAAAGAUUGCGUACCAGUUCGCGGAGCAAUUGAAUUUGAAUCACAGAUUUAAUAGAGAAACUGAGAAAGCAGGAUAUGACUGGUUGCAAGGUUUUUUACGAAGAAACCACGAUAUUACAUUAAGAAAGUCAGAAGGAGUAUCUUUAGCUAGAUCAACUGCUAUGAAUAAACUGGAGGUUGACGCUUACUUUGAGCUUCUUGAAAGCAUAUUGACAGUAGACGAUGGUGUGUUGAAACCGAGUUGUAUCUUCAACAUGGACGAGACUGGUCUUCAGCUUAAUAAUCGACUAGGGCAUGUUCUAGCUGAAAAGGGAGAAACGAUUACAGUUAUAGCCUGCUGCAAUGCUGAAGGUACAUUUUUACCACCUGCCUGUAUCAUGAAAGGCAAAAACAAAAAACCUGAGUUUGAGGAUGGGAUGCCACCGGGAUCGAAACUUUUCAUGUCCCCAAAAUCAGCGUACAUUACCUCAGAUUUAUUUAUUGAAUGGUUGAAAACACAUUUUGUUCCGAGAUAA